AUGACGCGAGGCAGAGGUCAAGGUAACACAACUCGUGCAAGCAAGACCUUAAUUAGAGGUCGAGCUCCUACUAGUUCGCCUCCUGUUCAAACAUUAGCUCAUGGUAGUACUCCAUCUGUUAAUUUUGAAACACCUCCUGUAAUAUCUAAUCAGAGCAAUGCAAUAGGCGAAAGUGCAUCUACUCAAAGAAAUGUGAUAAGGGAGGCGACUACAUCUAGCCAGAACAACACAAUAGGUGAAGGUGAGAGUAAUAAUAAUUCUGGACAGCAGACACUUGUUUUUCUUUCUCAUUUCGGUUUGGAACCUUCAAAUAUUUGCUCUACCAGGAUAUGUGAGUCUUUCAAGAGUGAACUUGAUCCCAAUGAAAUUAAUUGGAAAAGUGUCUCACAAGAAAUACGAGAUUUUUAUCUCGGAGAAUUCAAGGUAUUCUAUUGGGAUCCUUCCAUUGAUAGUGAAGUGAAGAUACUAUGGCGUAAGAAGGCAGCGAGAAGGUAUAGUCAUUUUAUUUCUUGCAUAAAAAAGGAAGCAAUUCGGCCAAAAUAUGUUCCGGAAGAAACAUGGGAAAGUUGGAUGAGAUUUUGGAAAGAUCCCAAGGUUAUUGAACCGUCAAAAAUAAAUUCAAAAAACCGUUGUGGCGGUCAGAAUGUUGUUGCAAAGGGGACUCACACGGGAGGCUCUAUUACUAUUGGAGAGCAUCGUAAGAGACUUGCUAUUGAAAAGGGUCGAGAUCCAACACCAAGUGAGUUACAUUUGCAUGUCCAUACACAUGGUCAUGAUGGAAAAUCUUUUGUUGGUGAACGAGCUCGAAAUAUGCAUGAAAAGUAUCUAGAAAUACUACAUAAUCAAACACAAACUCAAUCUAAUGUUGAUCAAUUGCAAGCAUAUUAUCAAGUCGUAGGAGGGGAGAAGAAAAUAAGGAUAUAUGGUCUUGGAGCGCAAGAUAAAUCAUUUUAUGGGACGAAUCUUUGUGCCUCAGCUUCUAGAAUUGAUGCUUCAUCCUCAGUACCAUGUACGAAUGCUCAAACAAUAGCAACAGAAAAUUUGGAUGACUUUAUGACACGAUUGAUUCCUUCACUGACUGGUAAAAUGCUUCCUGUACUUUUUGAGCGUGUACGUGGAUUGAUUUCUUCAACCUCAUCUCAGCCAAACACACAUAUGACUCUUGUAACUUCUACUCCAACUAAUGUUGAUAAGGCUCAUGCAUCAGUUUCGGAUGAAGAUUAA
Messenger RNA from Solanum tuberosum (potato), 1224 nucleotides. RefSeq lists its product as uncharacterized. The record is from RefSeq and is a predicted model, not a curated record. NCBI's taxonomy places the organism in Eukaryota, Viridiplantae, Streptophyta, Magnoliopsida, Solanales, Solanaceae. The transcript is spliced from 6 exons. The coding region runs from base 1 to 1224 and encodes 407 amino acids.